AUGAAAUAAUCCACAAAAAAAGAAAGAAGAGGCUCUUUUGAUUCCUUGCUUUCCUCCUCAAUUUUCUAAUCUAAUUUUUUAGCAAUUGAUAUCAAGAAAUAAAUAGAUGAUGAAUUAGUAAAUUAUUAAGGAGAUGAAGAACUUGCCAUAUCAGAAAAAUGUAUAACUCUAUCCUUUAUAUUAGAACCAAAAUAUCCGCCAAUACCUUUGUUGAAUAAUGAAUAAUUACUUAAACUAAGCAAAAAAAAGAAUUUGGGAGAUGAAGAAAAAUUAUAAAUAGCUGCAACUUUAAUACAAUAGAGAGGCCUCAAAUAUCUGGAACGAAGAGCUAUUUGGAUGAAUUUCAUUGAAAAAGGGGAUGCCAAAAAGUAUUUCUCUAAGUAACCUCCUUAAAAUGUGUAACUACAGAUAAGCAAAGAUCUCAACAGGUCUGGACAUGAUGAUAAAAUGAAUACCAAUAAAUUCACUCAUAUAUUAGGUCGAAUUUUAGGGGCUUAUGCAAUAUAUAAUCCAAAAAUAGGAUAUACAUAAGGAAUGAAUAUUAUUUGUGGGAAUGUUAUUCUAUUAUUAAGUAUUGAUGGAAAUGAUAGACAGUUGGAAUUGGAUAAUUUUGAAGUAAUAGAAGAUGAAGAAGAAAUGUUUUGGAUGUUUGUUCAUUUAAUGAAAUCAAUGGAGAAUCUCUUUAUUUCAGGAGUGCCAGGCAUUCAUAGUAGAAUAGAAGAAUUAGAAUUAAUGCUCUAAAGUCGUUGUAAUGAAAUACUUCUACAUUUGUAAAGUAACAAUAUUGUAUGA
Molecule: messenger RNA, 792 nt
Organism: Paramecium tetraurelia
Lineage: Eukaryota; Ciliophora; Oligohymenophorea; Peniculida; Parameciidae
Exons: 2
Biological process (GO): activation of GTPase activity
Molecular function (GO): GTPase activator activity
Source: RefSeq, a predicted model, not a curated record